This is a messenger RNA of Chondrus crispus (carragheen), 1732 nucleotides long. RefSeq lists its product as hypothetical. Gene Ontology annotation, biological process: proteolysis. Gene Ontology annotation, molecular function: serine-type peptidase activity. The record is from RefSeq and is a predicted model, not a curated record. NCBI's taxonomy places the organism in Eukaryota, Rhodophyta, Florideophyceae, Gigartinales, Gigartinaceae. The transcript has 2 exons. Bases 1 to 1497 code for a protein of 498 amino acids.
AUGAAACCCCCUCCCUCCCCUCUUGACUCCGCCCGUGCCCCAGCUCUCCCCGCCGACCCGCACUCCUGCCUUCCCCUUCCGCCGGCCACCAUGCUAGCGGCUCCCCCCUUCGAGGUGUCCUCCGCCAAGGACCCCAUGCCCUUCCGCCUGGGCGCGCAACCGCCCUGGUCCUCCACGCUCCGCUCGCCCGCCUCCGGCGUGGGCACGGCCAUCCGCUCUCUCCGCAAGGCGCGCCGCACCGUGCUGCACGCCGCGCGCGCCAGGCGAUGGCACUUUGACGCGGAAAAGUGGCGUCUCAUGCUGUCGCACUGGCAGACCGACCUGCAGACGACGCAGCGUCAAGUCGGCGCGGAGGUGGACGAGUUCAUCCAGUCCCCGCACCUACUCUUCGCCCCCAUCCGCAUGGCCGUCACGCUGGCCGUCCCGCUGCUCAUCCCGCUCUGCUUCAUGCCCACGUUCCUACUCGCCAUGUUUGUCGUCUUCACCGUGCUGUGGUACACCAGCUGCCUCCUCCUGUUCGCCACGGAGGUGGCCAUGCGGCCGCCGUGGUACAAGCGCGGGCUGCCGUCGAAGGACCUGCCGCCGUACUGGAAGGGCUUUGUGCACGACCCGCUGGUCGACCUGGGCUUCGAGUUCGACGACGUGGAGUUCCCGUCCGGCAGCGGCGGGCUGCUCCGCGGGUGGGUCGUGCGCGCGCGUAAGCGAUCGGGCAAGUUUGCGCUGUUCGUGCACGGGGUCGGGCGCGACCGGCGCACGUUUCUGCGGCACGCGGGGGACUUUCUCGGCGCGGGCUACUCGUGCCUGCUGUUCGACCUGUCCGAGCACGGGCUGAGCGACGGGGCCAGCAAGGAGUUUGCGCGGGGGACGCUGUUUGGAGCGCGCGAGCAGUACGACGUGGUGGCGGCGGCCGAGUUUCUCAAGUUCAAGGAAGGGGCCGAGCGGAUUGUGUUUGUGGGGACGUCUUGCGGGGCGUCCAGCUCGAUCAUGGCGGCGGCCGCGCGGCCGGAUUUGGUGGAUUGCGUGGUGGGCGAGAACCCGUUUACGCGGGCGGACGAGCUGCUGCGGCACCACCUGGACUCGCUGUCGAAGAACUACCUGUCGCAGAACAGCCACCAAACGGUGCGGGGGGUGGUGUUCUGGCUGGCGGGGCGGCUGCUGAUGGUGCGGAUGGGGUACUACAUCCGGAGCUACGGGGCGAUCGACGUGGUGGGCAAGCUCGAGUGCCCGCUGCUGAUCGCGCAUUCCACGGAGGAUGACGUGGUGCCGUACGAGCACGGGGUGCGGAUCUACGAGGCGGCCAUGGGGGCCAAGGAGGGCAACAAGGACAUGGCGUUUUUUUUCAAGUGCAGCGAGGCCGCGCACUGCGCGCUGUACGACAAGGACCCGGAGAUGUGGACGGGGAUGGUGCUCCCGUUUGUGCAGCGGGCGUUGGAGCGGAGGGAGAAGGGGGAGAAGGGGGAGAAGGGGGAGAAGGGCGUAGCGGCAGGUACGGAAUGAUGACGGGAAUGAUGACGGGAAUGAUGACGGGGAAUGAUGGGAGGGGGUACAGUAGAUGAUUUUGAUGUACAGUACCGUGGGUACCUUCGGAACCCGCCUUCGGAAGGUAAUGUUACCCUUCGAAGGGUAGCGGCACGUUUUCCAAACACUGGCACAACCGUUGGCCCGCAGCCGCCUGUGUACAGUACCCAAGGGUACCCUUGGGUACUUUAGUCGUAAAAAUUUUCCCUCCCUA